This is a messenger RNA of Apus apus (common swift), 5997 nucleotides long. RefSeq names its product kinase suppressor of ras 1 (gene KSR1). Gene Ontology annotation, cellular component: cytoplasm; membrane; endoplasmic reticulum. The coding region runs from base 95 to 2836 and encodes 913 amino acids. Gene Ontology annotation, biological process: Ras protein signal transduction; protein phosphorylation. The transcript has 20 exons. NCBI's taxonomy places the organism in Eukaryota, Metazoa, Chordata, Aves, Apodiformes, Apodidae. The record is from RefSeq and is a predicted model, not a curated record. Gene Ontology annotation, molecular function: protein kinase activity; ATP binding.
CUGAGCGAAGCGAACCGGCGGCUUCCCGCCCGCCCUCCCUGCUGCUCCCCCCGCCGCCGCCGCCUCUCCUCCCCGGCCUCCCUGAUGCCGAGGGAUGGAUAGAGCGGCUGCCCUGCGAGCCGCCGGCAUGCUGGAGAGGAAGGAGCGGAGCGGCGGCGAGGCGGCGGCCGGCAGCGGCGCGGGGCCCCGGGCGGGCGCGGCGACGCGGGGCUUGCCGGCCGUGCGGAGCACGCUGCAGCAAUGCGGGCUGCUGCAGGACCUCAUCGACAUCUCGCUCUCCAACCUGCGCGGGCUCCGCACGAAGUGCGCUGCGUCCAACGACCUCACCCAGCAGGAGAUCCGCACGCUGGAGGUGAAACUGAUUGACUACAUCCACAGACAACGGCAGUGUAAGCUGAGCGUGCCCCUGAGUGACAGGACAGCAGAGCUCAACAGCUACCCAAGAUUCAAUGACUGGUUAGACAUUGUCAAUGUGAGAAAAGAAGUUGUACAGAGAAUACCAGAGGAGAUAACCUUAGAUGCCUUACUAGAAAUGAAUGAGUCCAAGGUGAAAGAAACAAUGAAGAGAUGUGGUGCCAGAGAUGAGGAGUGCUCCAGACUCAAUGGGGCACUGAGCUGCUUACGGAAAGUGACUGAAUCAGGUGGGGAGUUAAAAGAUGAUGUGCUGAUGAACCUCUCUGAGGCACGCCGAGAGAACAGCUCGACAAACACCACCGACUCCCCCUGCUCCUCUGCCCCCACAUGGAGCCCUUCUGCGCUGCACCUUCCCAAGGGCACCAGCCAGCAGGCACGUUCCGUGUCAGUAUCUACAAUCCCAGCUUCGGAUUCUCUUGCCUCCAGUCACGGACCUUCUAUCUAUGCAGAAAACCUCCUGGACCCUUUUGCAUUCCCCACACACAGUGGAAGGUUAACACCAAGGACUCCUCACAGCAUCACCAUCACUCCACCAACCACUCCUCAAACCAAGAGAAGGCAUAAGUUGAAGCCACCACGGACUCCUCCUCCCCCUUGCAGGAAGGUUUUUCAGCUGCUACCUAACUUCCCAACCCUCACCAGGAGCAAGUCCCACGAAUCGCAGUUGGGAAACAGGAUAGAUGAAGUUCCUCCAAUAAAGUUUGAACUCUCCCAAGGAUCCCCUCAAACGGUACGAAGAGACUUUGGCUUAGCUGUAACACACAGGUUCUCUACAAAGUCUUGGUUAUCUCAGAUUUGCCAAGUCUGUCAGAAAAGCAUGAUGUUCGGGGUGAAGUGUAAGUACUGCAGAUUGAAAUGUCACAACAAAUGUACUAAAGAGGCACCUGCUUGUAGAAUAUCCUUCCUUCCCAUAACAAAAAUAAGAAGAACAGAAUCUGUCCCUUCUGAUAUCAAUAAUCCCGUAGACAGACCAACAGAGCCACAAUUUGGAACUCUUCCCAAGGCACUAACUAAAAAGGAGCAUCCACCAGCAAUAAAUCACCUGGACUCCAGCAGUAAUCCUUCUUCCACAACCUCAUCCACACCAUCUUCUCCAGCACCUUUCCAGUCUUCCAACCCUCCCAGUGCGACACCUCCUCCAAACCCAUCUCCUAUGGGCCAGAGAGAUGGACGAUUUAACUUCCCAGCUGCCUACUACAUUCAGCAUAGACAACAAUUUAUCUUCCCAGAAAUUCCCAGUCCUGCACAAAUAGCCCAGCCUCCAGAAACAGCUGCAGACACUAAUGCUGAUCAACAGCCAGAUGCAGAUGGAGUUGAAUGUGAAGCAGAGGUGGAAGAACCAGAAGCAAAUAAAUCAGAACCUGAAGAUGAUGAGGAUGAGGUGGAAGAUUUGCCAAACAGACGGCCACACUUGCAAGGGAUGAUUUAUCGCAAGCCUAGCCAGACCAGUGUCUACCUGCAAGAAUGGGACAUUCCCUUUGAACAGAUUGAACUGGGGGAUCCUAUUGGCCAAGGACGUUGGGGCAAGGUUUACAAGGGAAAAUGGCACGGGGAAGUAGCCAUCAGGCUGUUGGAGAUAGAUGGGAACAAUCAGGAUCAUCUCAAGCUCUUCAAAAAGGAGGUGAUGAACUACAGACAGACCCGGCAUGAGAACGUGGUACUUUUCAUGGGAGCAUGUAUGAACCCCCCUCAUUUAGCAAUCAUUACCAGCUUCUGCAAAGGAAGGACACUUCACUCGUUUGUAAGGGACCCCAAGAUAUCCCUGGAUAUUAACAAAACCAGGCAGAUAGCCCAAGAGAUCAUUAAGGGCAUGGGGUAUCUUCAUGCAAAGGGGAUUGUCCAUAAGGAUCUGAAAUCCAAGAACGUUUUCUAUGACAAUGGGAAAGUUGUGAUCACUGACUUUGGAUUAUUUGGAAUUUCGGGUGUGGUUCAGGAAGGAAGGAGGGAGAAUGAAUUGAAGCUGCCUCAUGACUGGCUAUGCUACCUGGCCCCUGAAAUUGUUCGUGAGAUGGCCCCUGGGAAGGAUGAGGACAAGCUGCCUUUCUCCAAAGCUGCAGAUAUCUAUGCCUUUGGGACUGUGUGGUAUGAGCUCCAAGCAAGAGAAUGGCCUUUCAAGAACCAGCCUGCAGAGGCACUCAUCUGGCAGAUUGGAAGUGGAGAAGGAGUAAAACAAGUCCUUGCCACUGUUAGUUUGGGGAAAGAAGUCAAUGAAAUUCUCUCAGCGUGCUGGUCAUUUGAUCUCAGCGAGAGGCCGAGCUUCACUGUCCUCAUGGAUAUGCUUGAAAAACUGCCAAAAUUGAAUCGGCGGCUCUCCCACCCAGGGCAUUUCUGGAAGUCUGCUGACAUUAACAGUAGCAAAGUUGUCCUGCGUUUUGAAAGAUUUGGCUUGGGAAUCCUGGAACCAAGUAAUCAAAAGAUAUAGCAUGGUGUGUAAUUGUCUUGUGAUAAUGUUGUCUGCCUGCUUACACAAAGCAUCCGAAAUCUUCACUGAAUCUUCCAAGCUCUGAACCUGGUGCAGCCACAGCUGAAAGCUGAGUGACCAUCAAUCCACAGUCCUGGGCUGUUUGCAAAGUCUGAAUUCUGCCUGAGCACCAGCAGUUAUUUGAAGAAUGUUUACAUGAUACUUUUGUGUGAACUAUAUUUUUUUAAAACAUAAUAAACAGUGAAUCAAGUUUAACUACAGCCAUUCUCAGAGAGCACUAAAAAAAAGAACUAUUUCUAGUUCCUUCUUGUGUCUGUGAUAAACAGGAACUAUCUUCUGCCUUCAAAGCAUUUGUUUUCCUUAAGAGAAGGGGAACCUGCCUGUUCAGAAUGGGAACACAUCUAGUACAAGGGGUUGGAGUUCCAGAUUGCAUUUUUCUUUCAUUAAGGUAAAAGUGAUGUAUUUUACUGUGAUUUGCCCAAACCAAUCAUUGAGCUCUGGGUUACCUGACUCAAGUUAAACCAGUACAAAUAUACCACUCAUGGGAGCGUUUUUGAUGGUGUAGGCUCAAGUGCUCUUCUACACAGAACUCACAACAAAAGCUGCUUGUUCUCAUACAAUCCUGUAGGAAGCUGGCCCUUAAAUAACAACGUGACUUGUUAUAGCUCUGUCCACAGGGGACAAAUGCUUCUUUUGAAGUUUUAGGCACAACAGGUUCUAGUUCCCUAAACAAGCAGCAUUUCUGGAAAUACAACACUGAUCAACCAGACUCAACUUUCACUGCCCCCAUCACAUUUGUAGAAGAAAUUACACAAACAGUGUUUCCACCUCCCAUAGCAAGUCAAAAUAAACUCUGCAAGCUGCUUGUUUGAAAACUUUAGCACUAAAGCAGUUGUUUUGGGGAAAGCUUUAGAACGACAGAAAACUCUCAACCAGGAAGGUUACACCUGGGUCUAGAGGACCUGGCUCAGCCCAACAGCUCAGACUUGUUUCAAAGGCUAAUUUUAAGACAAAAAAACACCACAGCACCUGUCCAAUAUGUAAUACGCAGAUUAUAAAGGAUACAUCUGAUCACCACAUGAAAGGUGACAGAUGCAUCAUCCCAUCUGCAAAGGAAUUACAAGCAGUGUUAGCAAAGGCUCCCUCAUGCCUCCUGUUCAUGUUUCUCUACCUUCUGCCAGCCAGGACAGUGGGAGAAUGCUUGUUAUGCAAUGAACAUUCAGCUGCUUUCUGGCCUUACAGUACUUGGUUUUGUUGAGACUCCCUGGAAGUCACUAGAUUUCAUUUCUCCAACAGCACCAAUGUGUUACACCCUCCCCUCCACACCUUUCACUGUCAUCACGAGGGUUUGCUGUGGGGAUCACAGGGAGGAGUCCUCUGAAGUCUUCUGCAAGGUGACAGGCACACAGUUUGGCUACUCAGGGGUGGCUGACUGCUGUAGAAAACUAAGUGGCAAAAAUGUUUGAGCAGAGAGCUCCACUCCUACUAUGUGCAAGUUGGUUGUAUUCUCUUACAAAUGUUUUGACAGAGUGAAUUUUUAAGUAUGUCUUGGAUAUUAAAGAAAGAAAUGGGGUUUUUUGGUAGCCAUGCGUGGCACUGUGGUACUCUUUUGACCUCCUUCCUCUCCCCCACCUUCACACAGCAAAUAAACCCGCUCCAACUCUACUGUGUUCUUCACCUACACCACUUGGUUCUCUUCAAGACUUUCUAUGCUUUGUUCUCUCAUCAUUUUGUGUCAGCAGUUUGAGCAGAAGUUUUAUCCCAGCAAGUGCUGCCUAACUAACAACAGCACAACACAAACCUAAGGCAGGGAGAACACGGGUCUUUGUACCUGUAACACGAGGAACCCACUGGCUGAAACCGUCUGCAGGGCUUCCCUGGGCAUCUUGCCUUGGAGAAGAGCAGGAGCUGCUGCUGGAUGCAAAUUGUUGCUUUGUAGCCUUCAGCUAAGGCUGUGCUUGAGGGUGGCAGCAGCCUUGGUGUGUUUCUCACUAUCUAUUUCUGCUGUCUGUGAGCGGGUCCUGAAAGCUGGGACACCUUGAAAUUCUCUCUGUGGGAACCAGUUGCAAACAGACAGCAUUCUUUGCCUGUUCUGUACAGUAACAUUGCUGUACAAAUAAUAACUAUGCUGGGAAAGCAAGAGAGUCUCAAUUUUUUUCCUAAGAUGACUGGCUAGGGAAGAACAGCCAGCACUGGAUGACCAGCCAGAUGAAAACAAAGUAACUGAAAAACCAACAAAAUCCUAUCACCAUUUGUCAUUCCCACAGUUGCCCUCAGGUAUAAUUCAAACAGUGUCUGUGAAGAGUCCAGACACAGAGCUCUGUUCCCCACUGCUUUUAGGCAGGGUCACUCACCUGAAACCUCUCGUCCCUUUGUGCUGCACUUUAAACUGUGCUGAACACCACUGGGAGACUUAUCCCUGCUGAACACUGCCUGGUGGUGCCCCACUGGGAAUACUGCCCUGCCACUCCCCUCCAGAGGCAGGAGGGGGUUCCAAAACCUGCCUGUAAGCAUGAGUUUUGGGAUUCUAAUUCAACCCGACCUUGGUUUUAACACCCAUCAAUUGCUCUUGAAAGCAAACCCCAGCCUCCUGGACCCUGUGUAUCAGAGAGUACUGGCUCAUUACUGUCUCUAGGAUAAAUUUUGUUUUAAUCAGCUGAUGUAAGACACGUUUGUACAGCUGUGAGAAGAGCAGAGCUCUCUGACCCCUCAACACUUUGCAAACCAAGCAACAGUUGUGCGGUUGCCUUGUUCUGUGGUCACUGUCCUGUCUCCUUCCUGGUGUGCUGGUGUUAAGGACCUGAAGCACGGUCAGUUGUGGAGUUGUCAAUGUGAAGCUGGCUGUACAAAUGCUGCUACAAAAGCCACACGUCAGUAGUGAAUGUAAAUGGAGUCUGUAAUAUGGUGAAAAUGGACACGUUUUCUUUUCAAAUGUGAUGUAAACUUUGUACAGUAAAAAAAAAUAAUUUUUUUUAUAUUUUCUAUCAACUGAGUGUCUUCCAGAAUUACUAUUAAAUUAAUUAAAAAUUGUUAGUAUUAACAACAGUUUCUGUAUUAGUUUAUGCAACCAGAAAAAAAAAAAAAAAAGAAUAAAAAGAGUGCACUCUAUGCUAAUGAAAUUCUGGAUAUGUAGGAAUCUUUUCAGUGAAUAAAUCUUUGCU